Molecule: messenger RNA, 3072 nt
Organism: Molossus molossus (Pallas's mastiff bat)
Lineage: Eukaryota; Metazoa; Chordata; Mammalia; Chiroptera; Molossidae
Gene: TMEM64
Product: transmembrane protein 64
Source: RefSeq, a predicted model, not a curated record
AUGAGGGCCCCUCGAGUGUGUCGGACUCAGCAGGGCCCGGGUCGGGAGGGCUCCGCCCAACGCCAUGGAGGGCCGCUGCCUGGCGGGCGCCGCGGCGGAGGGGCUGGCCGGCUGAGGCCGCGCCGGCCGACGCCGAGCUGCCGGGCCCUGCGGCGGGCGGGCGGGCGGGCGGGCGCGGGGACCCCGGGGCCGCCUACCCGCUCGGCGCCGGUCUGGGCGCCCGGCCCGCCCGCGGCCUCGGAGCUGCCGGCUGAGGGCGCGGCCCCGGCGGGCGGCCGGGGCGGCGGCGCGGUGGGCGGCGUGGCCGAGGUGGGGCGCGUGCGCUGCGGCUGCCCGGGCGGCGCCUGCGGCUGCCGGGGCCUGGCGCUGGGCUGCGUGCUGGCCGCGCUGGGCCUGGCCUCGCUGGCGCUGGCCCGCCGCUCGCUGCAGCACCUGCUGCUCUGGGCCGAGGGCCUGCCGCCGCUGCUGGGCCUGCUGCUCUUCGUGCUGGGCUUCGUGGCGGUGUCGUUCCCCUGCGGCUGGGGCUACAUCGUGCUCAGCGUGGCCGCCGGCUACCUGUACGGCUUCGUGCUGGGCUUGGCGCUCAUGGCCUUGGGCGUCCUGCUGGGCACCGUCGUCGCGCACGUGGUCUGCCGGCGGCUGCUGGCGGCGCGCGUGGCCGCCCGGGUCCGGGGCAGCGAGCGGCUGAGCGCUGUCAUCCGCGUGGUGGAGGGAGCCGGCGGCCUCAAGGUGGUGGCGCUGGCCAGGCUGACCCCCAUCCCGUUCGGGCUGCAGAACGCCGUGUUCUCGAUGACUGAUCUCUCCUUACCCAACUACCUGAUGGCAUCCUCUGCUGGGCUGCUUCCUACCCAGGUCCUGAAUUCCUACCUGGGCACCACCUUGCGGACAAUGGAAGAUGUCAUUGCAGAGCAGACUGUUAGUGGGUAUUUUGUUUUCUGUUUACAGGUUAUUAUAAGUAUAGGCCUCAUGUUUUAUGUAGUCCAUCGAGCGCAAGCGGGACUGAAUGCGGCUAUUGUGGCUUGUGAAAUGGAACUGAAACCCUCCCCGGUGAAGGGCGGUCAGCCAGACGCCAGUGGCUCCUCACACAGCAAGUGGGCCCCGGCGUUCCCCAGAGGCGGAAUCAACAUCGUGUGACCCCCAGUGAGACGCGCGCUUGUCCAGAGCCGGUCAGCUGUCCGAGGCGUGGCGGUCCCCUCGCGGGUGCAGAGACAAGUCCUGACUGUACUACAGCACAAACAAAACUGACUGGUUUUUAAAUGGCACAGCUUUUUUAAGGCAAGGAUUACUCUCUGGAUGUGUGAGUAUCCAUGUAGAUACAAUUUUGGCUGCACCCCUUGACCAUCUGUAUGCCUGCGAAGGCCUGUCAGUCUGCACUUUAGUGUUACUGUUUUCUUUCUGGGUCCUUGUGAACACAGCAGUGACCGAGCAUUUCUCUGGUUCGUCUUUAUUUAUAAAGUCCCUGAACAGCUGUAUGCAUCUUUCCUGUUACAAAGCGCAGUGCAAGUUCGCGGUUUUACAUGUAUAUUAUCGAGGCCCUUUGCUUUGGUAGUCUUUCCAGAAAGGAUAAACAGAUUUUGUUUUGUUUUAUUGUUUUAAGUGGGACCACUUUGCUUCCUUGUUUCUUCCGAGUUAGGAACAUGUGAACUUCGGGCUGAAUGUAUGUUUGCAGGCACUGCGUCACUGCAGGGCAUUCACGCCUGUUCACGGGCUGAGACCCUGGUCCUCGGACUGAAGUGCUCUUACGACACCUUUAUUUCCCUGGGCAGGUGCGGAGCAAGGAAGCUAAUCCCGUCAGUGGCGCUUUGUCCUCGUGGGUCUGCGGUCAGAGGCCUGCUCUGCAGCAGUCUGACUUAGCAUUUCAUUAAACGCGCUUCUCUUUAUACUCAUUAGGCUUUGAUAUAAAAACGUUUUUUCUUUAAAAUGGUGGGCUGACCAUCAUUGAUGUUGUCACUCAGGUGGCCUUAUGUGAUCAAAACGCCUUUAAAAAAAAAAAAAGCUUUAAAAUCAUGUUUAUAAUUCCAUGGAAGUACUUAUAUAUUUGUCCCCAUUGUCUUCAGCUUUAAAACUCUAAAUGCGAUGUUACCUUCAUGCCCAAAUUUGUAUUAUUGUCCCUACUGUCGAGUAGGUUUGUUUUGUUUGUUUCUCAGUCCUUGUUUUUCUCUGAUGAGACUCAGGAAUUCUGAAAUGUGAACUGUAUUUAUUAGCAGCACUUAUGAGUAGGGCGUACAGUAUGUGGCAGAGGCUUUGUGUGACGUGUUCACUUCAUCACCGUAUGUUUUAAUAUAGUUUAAUUGUGAAUUUAAAGAUCAGUUUUUUCCUUUGUUUUUUACCAUCGAGUUUAUAGAUAGGAAUGCAGGCUCUCUGGUCCGUAGCUUGUUUUUGGCAAGAAGUUGUUAGCUUAUCAGAAACUUCCCAUUUGCCUUUCAUCCAGGUGAGACCUUUGCCCUGAUUACUGAAGUGCAAACGGAUUCUGUGGAAGCAGAUUAUUCUAGUCUUACGCUGAGGGGCGUUUGAUGUCAGUGCGUCAAGUAUGAGUGUUUUCCUUUCCUUCAUAUACACACAUUUCUCAACUUGAGUGACCGUGAGGUUCGCUAGGUCCACACCGAAAGACCUCGGCGUGGGCCUGAGUCGACAGCACAGUCGGCCUCCAGAUCCUUUCUCCUCUGUUGGUAGGGAAAAAGGAUGGUAUUGGAAUAUUCUUACUCUUCUGAAUCCUAAUUCCUUGUUUAGUUCUUUGGUUGGUUGGUGUUUGUUUUUUUUUUAAUGAUUUUACAAUGAACCAUUUGUUUGAUUUAUUCUUUUCUGUCUAACUUGAAAACUUUUCUUAUGGCCCUUGUUUAGUUUGUUAAAGGAAUCAUUAAUUUAAGAUCAUUAUUGUCAUACUUGUGUUGUACUUAAUGUACUUUGAAGUGCAUUUAUUACUUAACAUUUUGUAACCUGAAUAAUUUCACCAAAUGAAUACCUUUUGAUAGUUUGUAAUCAGUUCUUCCAGUUGUCGCUUGGUACUUUAGAUAAAUAUGUAAAGGUAAAAGAGAAGUAAUUUUUCUGUAUUCUGCCAAUCAUUUUAUAUAA